AUGGGAAACAUUGGCUUCCUCUUCCCUCUUGUGGUAGUUGUGGCGGUGGUGCGUAACUGUGUGGCUACUUUGUCAGCGGAAUCACCCAACACCACCACUGACCGAUUGGCUCUUCUUGGACUAAAACCUCAUGUCACUCACGACCCUCAAAACCUAUUAGCGACCAACUGGACAAGUGUUACCUCUGUUUGCAACUGGAUUGGUGUCACUUGCGGAUCUGAUCAUCAAAAAGUCAUUGCUCUUGAUCUUACUAAUAUGAGUCUUAGAGGCACCAUCCCACCUCACUUGGGAAAUUUAUCUUUUCUUUGUCAUCUUAACAUCCGAUUUAAUCAUUUUCAUGGCUCAUUGCCCAUGGAGUUGGCUAAUCUCUCUUCAUUGAAAUAUAUAAACUUUGGUCACAACAACUUCCAAGGGAAAAUCCCAUCAUGGUUUGAUUCCUUCACUCAACUUCAAAGCUUGUUUCUAUGCGAAAACAACUUCUUUGGUGUUAUCCCGUGUUCUUUGGGCUCUUUGUCAAACCUUGAGGUGUUGAUCUUGUAUAACAAUGAUCUGAAGGGGCAAAUUCCUAUAGCAAUAGAAAAUCUUUCCAACUUGAAAUGGUUGUAUUUGGACAAUAAUCAAUUUUCAGGUCAACUUCCAGCAGCGCUAUUCAAGUGCCGAGAGUUAGAAAUUUUAUCUUUAUCUAACAAUGCUUUGGAGGGAAUUGUGUCUCAAGAAGUCAGGAAUUUGACUAGAUUAAGUGAGUUGUACCUCAAUACUAACAACCUAAGAAGUAUGCUUAGUGUGGGCCUUCCUUGA
Messenger RNA from Theobroma cacao (cacao), 798 nucleotides. NCBI's taxonomy places the organism in Eukaryota, Viridiplantae, Streptophyta, Magnoliopsida, Malvales, Malvaceae. The record is from RefSeq and is a predicted model, not a curated record.